CUUCCUUUACCACUUCCUUCUCAGAAAGAAAUGAUGUCUGCUCAGCUUAACCCUUCAAGUUUGAAAAUUUUAGAAAAUAGACUUGUAAGCAAUUGUAAUCAAUGGAUCUUGGGAACAGUCUGGUGUAAAGGUAUGCUCUAUCUAUCCUGAAAUUAUACACUAUGGACUGUGUAGUAAUCCUAUAUGUAAACACUGAGUAGUGAAAGAUCUCAUUUGCUGUACUUGAAACUUGAAACUUUGGGGACUGUUUUCCCUUUCAUAUAGUUUUGCAGCUACUGGAGUUACCCCUGCUUUAUCCUGAGCAGAUAUCAUGCAAUUUUCUGGAGUUUCUCUGCACCUGACACCAAAGCUACUAUGUUGUUUUAUGUAAUUCUGUUUAAUUUCAUCUCUGAAAUUCAUCCAGUAAAUUGUUCGGAUUAAAAGGUUUGAUUUGAAUGGUUCGAUAUGUCUCUGUCUAGAUAAUGUGGUUUUACACUUUGAUUUGUUUCAUUAUAGAAUGCCUAAUGCCAUCUGUCCAUUUCAAAUGGAUCCAGACUUGCAGGAGGCUUUCAAUGACGUUCAGAAUUCCGUCUACAGAACAGCCCUGAAACUACGCGCAGUACAAAGUCUGUGCCAGUUGGAUUUGAUUGAUGUUUCUCUGAUUCAGCACAUCUUGUCAAGUGAACAGAGCCAGAAGGAAAAGCAGAUUUCUCUGAAAGUGCAGCAGCUCUUUGGAAUGCUGAAGGAACUGCUCCAAAGGGCAAGAUUAGAAAAACCAGGCCAGGUAGAUCCAAGAGCUGCCAAAUUCACACUGAGCCUACUAAAAGCCAUGUAUGACAGAUCUGGAACGGGUUAUAUCAAAACUAGAUCUGUUGCAGCUGCCUGAAUUGCUCUUUCAGGAGACACUCUGCUUGCUAAAUACAGAGCUUUCUUUGAGUUUUAUGCUGUUCCUGACGGGAAGAAGUCCUUGAUUACCCGUAGUGCCCUAAGAAGCCUGCUAACAGACUUAAAUCAGAUCCCAGCCAUUGUGGGAGAAAGCUGCACUCUGUCUUGUGUGGAAAUUGCUACUCACAGCUGUUUCCAAGGUGUUCUGAAUUCAGCAAUUGUUGAAGAAAAAUUCUUGUCUUGGCUGAGAUCGGAGCCUGCUCUUCUGCUGUGGCUCCCUACAUGUUACAGAUUAUCAGCUUCAGAAACAGUUUCUCACCAGGUUAGACGCAGAGUCUGCAAGAAUUUCCCCAUUACAGGCUUCAGGUAUCGCUGUUUGAAGUGCCUGAAUUUUGACCUUUGCCAAGUCUGCUUUUUCACUGGCUGUCUCCACAAACCACAUAAGAGGUCACAUCCUGUUGUGGAACACUGUGUGCAGAUGUCAGCAAAGGCGAGUGCAAAGCACUUUCUCCGCACUGUCAGGAACAACCUGCUUCAAGACCGUUGCAGAAGAAAGGAGGCUCAGAGAAGGAGGGCUCUGGAGAUAACAGAGGAGAGGCAGUUCCCUACUCACAAAAAGAUUGUUCCCCUUGCAGAACUCACUACUUCACCAUUCCCUGAAAACCUGUCUCUCACAGUGGACAGACCUGUGUUGGAGUCACCCACGUUCGUAUCUGAAAACAGAACUGUAACACACAAGAGUAAGAAUAACAGUGAGAUGCCAGAACAAGACAAGACAAAAGUUCAGGCAAUAGCCUCUUUUGAAGCAGAUAUGUUAAAAAUGCAUGAUUCCAUCAAAAGUAUUCAAAAUGAAAGCAGGUACAUGAAGAAGCAAUUCAAUAAAUGGAAGGACAAAGUGCAAUUUCUUCACAGCUGCCAGGAAGACAAAAGCUGCAAAAUAGAGACAACACUCCAAAGCUUGAGAGCAAGCCAUGAAAACUUGCAAAUGGAGCUGCAGCAAAUAAAGCAAGAUAUAAAGACAAUGUUACAGUCAACCACACAUCCUUCUUUUUCACUGUGUCAGAAUGCGAUGCCAAGAAAUCAGCAUGUCCUUCUGGAAAGGAAAGUGCAGGGUGGAUUAAAUCUUGCCCAAAUAAAGCCCAUUUCUAGAACAUGUGCAGACUGGAAAGCUUUGAAUCACCCCAACUCUGAAAAUAGAAUGCAGCUUUUAGAGACACCUGAGGUUCCUGCUACAAAGAACUUUAUAUUCUCAGAAGACCCAGUGAAGUCAGUGACCCCACAGAGUGAUGGACUUUUUAUUGGACAGCGUAAAAAAGCAAAAGAGAAUCAAACUUAUCUUCCUGAAUUGAUGGAAAACUCCUGCAGUGGCAUUGUGGGGAAUACAGCUGUUACUCCCAGUGCAAUACAGAUACCACCUGAUGAGAAGGAAGUCAGUGAGGAAGUGGAACUGCAGCAGCUAGUGAUGAAAUUGAAGGAUGCAUUGUCUCUUCAAGCCCAACCAGCUCAACAGUCAUCUUUGAAGCAGGAUUUCUUCUCUGCAGCAGAACGUGUUUGCAGAUCCUUCUCUGACCUCAUCAACCAAAUAACUGCCAGCUUGGAAGUGAUGGAAACUGCCAUUCACCUUACAGCUCCUCUGAACUAUUGAAGGUAACUAAAGCCAUGUCAGACACUUCAAAGUAUCUCAAAUAAUGCACUGUAAUAACUAAUCAUAACAGAUUUCUGCAUUUACUGAUUUCACCAGGAACCGUAAAAAGUGUUAGAGAAUAAGGUUCCCUUUCUAUUAGCGUUUUCUAGCUCAUGUGUAGUAGAUAUAGGGGCAACUCAUUAAAAAAAAAAAAAAGUAUGUCUUCAUUAAUGCUACACUGGCAUUCACAACUGUCCUGUACUCUUUUUUCACUGCUAUUUAACUGAUAAUGGCUUGUAUUUCAGAAACAUUUUUUUUCUAUAAGAGACGGCUUGAGUCAGUUGAUUUCAAUGCUGUAUUUUCUAUCACGUCACUUUUUCUUAGUCUGACUGGAAGGAAUAAAUUCUUAACUAUCAGAUUUCUCAAUACUUGAU
This is a messenger RNA of Cygnus olor (mute swan), 2922 nucleotides long. RefSeq names its product dystrotelin (gene DYTN). NCBI's taxonomy places the organism in Eukaryota, Metazoa, Chordata, Aves, Anseriformes, Anatidae. The record is from RefSeq and is a predicted model, not a curated record. Gene Ontology annotation, cellular component: plasma membrane. Gene Ontology annotation, biological process: synaptic signaling. Gene Ontology annotation, molecular function: zinc ion binding.